This is a messenger RNA of Peronospora matthiolae, 582 nucleotides long. The record is from the annotation of a GenBank genome assembly. NCBI's taxonomy places the organism in Eukaryota, Oomycota, Peronosporomycetes, Peronosporales, Peronosporaceae.
AUGCAUCCCUUGCGCUUCCUAGUGCCGGUAUUAAGUCUUGCAGCCGCCCUGGCCAUCGCCGAGCCCUUAAAAACUCCCUCGACGUUGGCUCUGAAUAAUGCGCAGCGAGCUGCGGAUCAGCCCAACGUGGAGUACUACGCUUAUGUGGUCGAAGAUGAAGGGUUCUGCUCAUACUUCGGCACAGCGAUGCCUAUGUGUGGGAGGAAGAACUUCGUGUGCCGGAUGAAGCCCGGCGAAGAGGCGUAUUCCACCGAACCGUCCUGCUUGGCGUAUAACACAAGCAACAUGGAGGACAAUCCGUACGAGACUGAGGAGAAGUCGAUCGCUCCUUGGGAAACCUGUACCUUGACAGCGGAGCUCAACUGGAAGAUAGGUGCACCGCCUGUGUGCCAGAGGGAUUUCAAGUGCAAGUGUCUGCAGGGGGUAGGCGGGAGCUGUAUCUGCGCUCCUGCCGACAUAGUGGAUGAUGUCCAUGGAGCGCUUACGUGCAAUGGUGGGACCACAACUUGUCCAUGGAACGAGUAUUGCCACUACCUCGAAAAGGGUGGUAAAGAGUGUGGAAAGAAGCCUUACUUCCUUUAG